This is a messenger RNA of Scylla paramamosain (green mud crab), 17429 nucleotides long. RefSeq names its product midasin-like. Gene Ontology annotation, cellular component: preribosome, large subunit precursor; nucleus. Gene Ontology annotation, molecular function: ATP binding; ATP hydrolysis activity. NCBI's taxonomy places the organism in Eukaryota, Metazoa, Arthropoda, Malacostraca, Decapoda, Portunidae. The record is from RefSeq and is a predicted model, not a curated record. Gene Ontology annotation, biological process: ribosomal large subunit export from nucleus; ribosomal large subunit assembly.
AUGAAGUUUAUUCAACCUCCUGAUGUCAAUGCAGAUAAGAUUGGAUCAGACCAAAGAAUAUAUAAAGAUCAGGCAUGCCAUUCUAUAUUCAAGGAGCAUCUAGAAAAGAAGAAAUGGAAUUCUGAUGACGUGGAAUACCUCUUUCGAAAACUGGGGCAAUCUCUUUUGGACCCCCAUCUUACUCUUCAGUUAGGCGUACAUCUGCGGCCAUGGAUACUGGAGUUACUGGGGCGAGCACAAGUUGCUGCCAAGAAGACCCUUUUGUCAGGCAAUGGCAAUGACCUUCAUCUUGCCCUUUGUAUAGCUCUGAGCAAACUGGUGGCAUUCAGUGGGGAUGCAGUGAGACAGGACAAGUACCAUGCCUGUGAUACCCUCAAUAGGACUCCACCAAAGCUCAACUUCACAGGAUCUUCACUGCCCUACACAACAACAACAAGAUUGAAGAUGGACAAAGAUGUUGUGCUGUGUAUAGUGGCAGCUUGCGUAGUGAAGAUCAUGUCAAGAAGCAUCUUUGGAGUCAUCAUUGACUCCAGAGAAGGACAGAUGAGAUUAGGUUUGGUUAUGUUAGGGCAGAGAUUUCCAAACUUUACCAAUAUCAAGGAUCCCAACCUUCAUUGUGUUGUGGAUCUCCUUGGGUCCUGGGGGUCUGUGGACUUCAGCUUAGGAACCUCUAUGUUAGAUUUUGCCUCAAGUACUUCCAAAAUGCUGUACCACCAUUUCAAAGAGAAAGAGUGGAGCAUGAUGAGCCGACUCCUAAAAAGAUAUGAAAGCAGAAUGAAAGGGUUGCUGUUGGAGAGAAAGAAUGCUUACAAGCUUCUGUUGAUCUUUUGCUUCAUGUUGGCAUGUCACUGCAUAGGAACAAUAUCUCGAAUGAGUGAAACUCAACGAGAAUCUUUUAUAUUGAGGCAUGUCACCUUGGAAACUCACAGAACCCUCUCAGUACAAAACAGUAAAAGUGUCCCACAUGACUUACCAAACAUACGAACUACUGAACUUAUUGAAGAGGACUCUCCAAGUCUUCGCCAGACAGUUAGUGUCUGUGGGGUCAUGUUACCAAUUCAUGACAGGAAAUCACAGAAAGAAGGUUGCCUGGUUACUCUGCCUUCAACAAGGCGCAACCUUGAGGCAGUGGCCCUUGCUGUGUGUAGGGGCCACCCAGUGCUCCUAGAAGGAGUAGUGGGAUGUGGCAAGACUUCCAUCGUGGAACAUUUGGCUUGUGUUACAGGACGAAUAAGAGCUCCAGCUUUGACCAAGAUUCAGUUGGGUAACCAAACUGACAGCAAGACCCUGCUUGGAACUUACUGCUGCACUCAGACUCCAGGAGAAUUUAUCUGGAGGCCUGGUUCCCUGACACAGGCAGUAACAAAUGGCUUCUGGAUUCUACUUGAAGAUAUUGAUUAUGCACCAAUGGAUGUCAUCUCAAUUCUUGUUCCACUUUUGGAAUCACGAACUUUAUCUCUACCAGGUCAAGGAAACAUCCAAGCUCACCCUGAUUUCCAACUAUUUGCCAGUUGCCGGACAGUUGCACGAACAAAGAUGGUCAGUGGAUGUGCUAAUCUCCUGGAUAAGCUAUGGACAAAAGUUACUCUUGAGACACUUACUCGUUCAGAGCUGCUACAGCUUGUUGCUAUCAGGUGGCCUAAACUUGAAGCAGUAUCAGAAAAGUUAGUUGGAGUGUACCUGAUGCUGUCAUCUGGCCAGCAUGAUGAUGACACUGAAAAGGAGAACCAGACAGACGUCUUUGACUUUACCACUGUGAAGACAUCUGGUCGUCUAGUUUCAACCCGUGACCUGAUGAAGUGGUCCUCCAGAGUUGCCUGCCAUAUUGCUAACACAGACACAAGUGUAGCAAACAGAGCAUUUCAGGAAGCCCUUGACUGCUUUUGUGCUGCAGUACCAGACCAGUUAUUGAGCUACAAGUUUGCCUUACAUAUUGGCUCAUUUAUGAAUAGGACUAAAGCUGAAAUUGAGUACUACUGUGUUCAGUACAAGCCAGAAGUUACUCAUUUGUCAAACAGCUUUGUUAUAGGACAGCGGGCAAAAUUGCAUCGCAAGCCAGUCAAUGCCCAGUACUUAAAGCAAAGUGUAGAUAUACCCUUUUCAUUUACAAGACCUGCAGCCUGUCUCCUUGAGAGAAUUGGUGUUGCAGUGAUGAACCAGGAACCUGUCUUAAUUGUAGGAGAGACAGGAACUGGGAAGACCUCCACUGUGCAGUACUUGGCUCAUCAGACCCGCAACAGGUUGCGCGUCAUUAACAUGAAUCAGCAGAGUGACUCGACUGAUCUCCUUGGAGGGUUUAAACCAGUUGAAAUGAAGACUAUUGUUGCACCAGUCAGGCAGGAAUUUGAGGAUCUAUUUGCUGCUACAUUCACAACAAAUGAUAACAGCAAGUUUCUUCAGCAUAUUAUGACUUGUUUCUUGAGUCAGAGAUGGAGUGAUCUCUUCACUCUAAUGGAUCACUCACAAAUAAAGGCCACUGAAAGACUUGAAGGAAAAAAUGAUGCUGAAAGCAAAGCCUUGAUUUGCAAGUGGAAGAAGCAAAGAUCAAAGAUUGCUUCCAUGAAGGAACAAGUCCAGAAUGCACAGAGUGCAUUGGCUUUUGCCUUUAUUGAAGGAACACUUAUUAAAGCAGUUCAAGAAGGAGAGUGGGUGCUACUGGAUGAGAUCAACCUGGCUAGUGCAGAAACUUUAGAAUGUUUGUCUGGACUUCUGGAAUGCAGAACUGGUUCACUGACCCUGCUAGAACGAGGAGACAACAAGCCCAUUAGCAGACAUCCAGACUUUCGCCUUUUUGCCUGUAUGAACCCAGCAACUGAUGUUGGAAAGAAGGAGUUACCUGCUGGAUUGAGAAACAGGUUCACAGAAUUUUUCAUGGAAGAAUUAAACAGCAAACAGGAUUUGAUGAUAAUCAUAAAUGAUUAUCUACUGAAGUUGGGUCCAACCAGUCAGCAAAUAAAAGGUAUCAAAGAUUUUUACAAAAAGGUGAAGAAAGAAGCAGAGCUCAGCCUGAUGGAUGGCACAGGACACAAGCCUCAUUAUAGCUUGUGAAGCUUGUGUCGUGCCCUAGCUGUAGCUGCUAAAAAUCCAUGUUCCAGCCUUCCAAGAUCCUUACUUGAAGCCUUUUGCAUUUCCUUCUUGACUCAGUUAGACCGUACAUCUCAUCAAGUUGUGGGGAACAUGAUAAAGCAGCAUGUAUUGGGUAUAGAUAUGCAGACAAAAGGAAGGGACAAACGCAAUUUUAAAUUAUCUCUUGAUCCAAUACCUGGUCCUGCUUCUGAAAAGUGUGUCCAGAUUGAGGGCUACUGGAUACCUCAAGACCCCUUGGAACCUCAAGCACUGGAUAAUUAUAUAAUCACUGAAACUGUGAAGAGGAACCUAGAGGACCUUGUACGUGUUGUGAGCAUUGGUCGGUUUCCAGUGCUUCUUCAGGGGGAGACCUCUGUUGGCAAGACUUCUCUCAUCUCAUACCUGGCUCAGCUUACUGGCAACUUCUGUGUUCGCAUCAAUAACCAUGAGCACACUGACCUACAAGAGUAUAUUGGGUGUUAUGGGCCUGAUGAGAGUGGGAAACUGGUCUUCAGUGAAGGUGCAUUAGUAAAAGCAGUACGUAAUGGUCAUUGGAUCAUUCUUGAUGAACUCAAUCUAGCUCCAUCAGAUGUUUUGGAGGCUCUGAAUCGUUUGCUAGAUGAUAACAGGGAGCUGUUUAUUCCUGAAACUCAGGAUACAGUACGGGCACACCCACACUUCAUGUUGUUUGCCACACAAAACCCACCAGGACUGUAUGGAGGAAGAAAGGUCCUGUCUAGAGCCUUCCGAAAUAGAUUUGUGGAGCUACAUUUCAAUGAAAUUCCUUCUGGUGAGUUAGAGAUAAUCCCCCUGUCUUAUAGCAAGAAGAUGAUUGCUGUGCUCUCGGAUCUGCAAAACAUGAGAAGAGGAUCAAAUCUUUUUCAGGGAAAGCAAUCAUAUGUCACCCUCCGUGACCUGUUUCGUUGGGCUGAGAGGUAUCGCCUCUCCCCACAACAGAGUAGCAAGUUCUAUGACUGGGAUCAACAUAUAGCAGAUGAAGGAUAUCUUGUGCUUGCUGGCAGAGUAAGGCUGGAAGAAGAAGCUGCAGCAAUAAAAAAAGUCCUGGAAAAAAGGCUGAAGAGAGUUGUUGACCAAAGCAAGCUGUUCGGUUCCAUUGGUAUUCAGCCCGCACAGGAUGCAGCCCACGGAAUUCAGCCCACACGGAAUUCAGCCCACACGGGAUUCAGCCCACGGAAUUCAGCCCACACGGGAUUCAGCCCACGCGGGAUUCUGCCCACGGAAUUCAGCCCACACGGAAUUAAGCCCACACGGGAUUCAGCCCACGGAAUUCAGCCCACACGGGAUUCAGCCCACGCGGAAUUCAGCCCACACGGGAUUCAACCCAUGGAAUUCAGCCCACACGGGAUUCAGCCCACGGAAUUCAGCCCACGCGGGGUUCAGUCCACACGGGAUUCAGCCCACACGGGAUUCAGCCCACUGAAUUCAGCCCACACGGGAUUCAGCCCACACGGGAUUCAGGCCACGGGAUUCAGCCCACACGGGAUUCAGCCCACACGGGACUUAACUCACGGGCCCACACUAUGGAAGGAUGCUGGGAAAGGAACAGACUGUUCAAUCCAUUGUGGUAGCCCUCAACAGCAUUUGUGGUUCGUGGAAUGUUAUUCCUUGGAGCUGAAAAAUGGUUCCAGACAACUGAUGGGUACCUGGGUGGUCCCCUGUCUCUUCCCUGGCCCCUGUCCCUCCCCUGAAUAUAAGUCAGCUCAAAGGUUGGUUGCACGCCUUUUGGCCCUCACGCUGUCUUCCAGGGUUGAUCUUUUGGGUAGCCUUUGGAGAACAUCUUGUGACAAGCCAGUCAUGUUUUCUGCCAAAAUUGACCUGGUGGAAUCUUGCCCAGCUGUCGCAGCAGACCUGAUGUGUGACUGCACUUGCCUGACUUCUCCAGUGAGUUCUCCGUUCUUUCCCAUUCGGUCUUUCCUCAGGACAUACUCAAAGCCCCCAACCCUCUUCACUUGGUUUCCUCUUUCCGUCAAGUAUGCCAUUUUAUCUAGCUUAGGCGAGUGCGUACGUGGGCAGAGCAGAGCAGCAAAUGGCACUGAUGACAAUGCAAGAGCUGUGUUCAGAACAGGGACUUGCGAGGCGCUGUACACGUGUGGACUGAACCCCGCGUGGGCUGAAUUCCGUGGGCUGAAUCCCGCGUGGGCUGAAUUCCAUGGGCUGAAUCCCGUGUGGGCUGAAUUCCACGUCCACCAGCUGUUCACAUUGUCAGAAAAGACUUCCUCAGUCACAAAAUCCAUCUUAGAACAGAUGACUGAAAUACAGGGUUUUGAACAUGUGGUCUGGACUCAGGAUAUGCGCCGUCUCUACAUCUUGGUUUCUAAGGCUCUAUGUUUCAAGGAACCAGUGCUACUAGUUGGAGAGACAGGCUGUGGCAAAACAACAGUUUGCCAGAUGAUUGCUGCUCAAAACAACCAAGAUCUUUACACUGUUAACUGCCACAUGCAUUCUGAAGGAGCAGAUUUUCUUGGUGGACUGCGUCCUGUAAGAUCACAUUCAGAUGAGGAUGAUCGUCUCUUUGAGUGGAUGGAUGGCCCUCUCAUCCUAUCCAUGAGGGAUGGGAGUAUGUUCCUAGCUGAUGAAAUAUCCCUUGCUGAUGAUAGUGUACUGGAAAGAUUAAAUUCAGUUCUUGAACCAGAGAGGAUGCUGGUUUUGGCAGAGAAAGGAGCUGACAUUGAAGGCAGUGCCAGUAGUAGCCCUGACAUUAUUUUUGCCCAUGAAAACUUCAGGCUUAUUGGAACCAUGAACCCUGGUGGAGAUUAUGGAAAAAAAGAACUCUCUCCAGCCCUUAGGAACCACUUUACAGAUAUCUGGUGCCCUAAAGUUGAAGUUAAUCGUGUAUCUUGUGAUGUUCUGAAAAUUAUUGAGCACAACAUAAGGAAGGAUAUUGUUUUGAACCAGGAAGGAAAAACAGAGUUGGGAAAAGCAAUGCUGCAGUUCUUAGAACAUUUUACAGAUACAGAACUCGGCAAGAAGUGUAUCCUUAGUAUUAGAGAUAUAUUAUCUUGGGUUGAUUUUAUCAACAAGGUGACAUUGCAACCAACUUCCUUAGAUCCAGGUCUAGCUUAUAUUCAUGGAGCAUGUCUGGUACUCCUUGAUGGCCUAGGAUCAGGACUCACAGGAAGUGGUGUUGCAGGGUGGAAGCAGUUGAGAAAAGCUGGUCUUAAUUAUCUUUGUCAACAAGUGUGGCAAAAUUCUGGAACAAAGCCAAACAAAGCAACACUGGUGGAAGAAUUUGUUUGUGAACUGAACUUUGUAAAUACAGAUACCUUGUUUGGCAUAGUACCAUUCAUUAUCACCAAAGGAUCAGAAGAGGAGCCAGAGUCAGAAAUAUUUACCUUCAAAGCACCUCGGACUUGUAUCAACUUGCUUCGCCUGCUGAGGGGCUUGCAGCUGAGUCGGCCUUUGCUACUGGAGGGAAGUCCAGGUGUUGGCAAGACCAGUUUAGUCAUAGCUCUGGCCAAGGCUUCUAGCCACAAGAUUGUACGCAUCAAUCUCUCAGAACAGACAGAUGUCAGUGACCUCUUUGGUGCAGAUUUACCUGUCGAAGGAGGCAAAGGUGGGAAGUUUGCUUGGCGAGAUGGGCCUUUGUUACAAGCACUACGUGAGGGGUCUUGGGUGGUGCUGGAUGAACUCAACUUGGCUUCUCAGUCAGUGCUGGAAGGUCUUAAUGCAUGUUUUGACCACAGAGGGGAGAUAUUUGUUCCUGAGCUAGGGAAAACUUUCCAUGUAGAGCAUCAGACCACUAAGAUCUUUGCAUGUCAAAAUCCCCAACAUCAGGGUGGAGCUAGGAAAGGUCUUCCUAAGUCAUUUCUCAACAGAUUUACACAAGUUCAUGUAGAAGCCCUGUCACCUGCUGAUUUAGAGUUUAUUCUUAGUAUGAUGUAUGGAAAGUUACCUCAAGAUAUUGUGACAAAAAUGGUUCAGUUCAAUGAGGUCAUCACUUCAGAAAUCCAAGUGCAGGGCCUUUGGGAUCAAUUAGGAGGUCCAUGGGACCUGAACUUGCGUGACAUGUUCAGAUGGUGUGAAAUAAUACUGAAGAAUCAGUCACCAGAUUACUACAAUCCUGGAGAAUAUGUUAGUCUUAUAUACGCAGAUCGCAUGAGGACAAAAGAGGACAAGAAAAGUGUUUUGCACUUAUAUGACCGCAUAUUUGGAGAAGGCUACCCAAGUUAUCAGAGUAUUGGCAGAUACAAUAUCACAGCAAGAGAAAUUCAGAUUGGCCAUGCAGUUAUUAACAGAAAUUUUGAUGGUGACAAAAGUGAGGAAGACAAUACUGGUGACCUUUAUCUUAUGAAGAAUCAGCUACCAGUUAUGGAGAGUCUUGUGCAUUGCAUUAAUAUGAACUGGAUGGCAUUAUUAGUUGGGGAGUCUGGAACUGGCAAAACUUGCUUAGUAAAAUUGUUGGCCAGGCUUACAGGGCAGCGCCUCCUCACACUUACUGUCAAUUCAGACAUGGAUGUCACUGAACUUUUAGGAGGCUUUCAACAGAUGGACUACAAACAGUUGCUAGGAGAAGCAGUAAGUACUGCCCUCUCUGAGAUACAGGCAACAGUUAGAGCAGCACUCCUUCUUGGUGAAGAAUCUCGGGCAGUAACAGUCCUUGCUGCUUGGGAAGAACUUCUUGCUGCUCAAAAGGAUAAGGCAGUCAGAACCAUGUUUGAGGAAACAACACAUUUUCAUUAUCAGUGUGAUUUGCUUCUGGCAGUCCUUCAGACUAUUACAGACACACAAGUUGAUAUGAAAGGGAGAAAGAAAAGAAAGAAGGAAUGUGUGAAAGACAAUGGUAGUAAGAGCAAGGGACUGGGCAGGGCUGCUGCACUCAGAGACUAUGUGAAACAAUUGCAGAAGAAAGUCAGAGAGGCUGGAACAUUGUCAGGUGGAGGUACCUUUCACUGGGUGGAUUCUCUUCUUGUUAAAGCAAUACGUGAUGGUGAUUGGAUACUGAUUGAUGGUGUGAACAUAUGUUCAGCGUCAGUUCUGGACAGACUCAAUGGCUUACUGGAACCUGGGGGAGAGCUGAGCCUCAAUGAGCAAGGUGUAGUGGGUGGUAGUGUUCCCACAGUUGCUCCUCAUCCUCAGUUUCGUCUUUUUCUUGCCAUGAAUCCCUUGCAUGGAGAAAUUUCAAGAGCCAUGAGGAACAGAGGGUUAGAGAUUUGUAUACUUGAAUCAUGGACAGCAUCUGAAGACCUGCGAGCACUGAUGCUACAUGCUGGCUUAACUUCUGUGCCCCUACAGAAUACCCUAUUUCAGGCACACCAGACUGUUACUGAACGUCUACCAGGAUAUGAGCAGCCAGGCAUUACCCAGAUGAAGCUAGCAGGAUCAGUGACUCAUCAACCGAUCCAGGCUGGUUAUCAUUCUGAUCUUGCCCUCAAGAAAGCAUUGACCCUAGUAUAUGUAAGAUCUCAUGGUAAACCUACAAUCAAAAAAGCUGCAUAUGAAGCCAUAACUGAAGUUCUGGAACAUUGGGGCCAAAAUCCUGACAUAUGCUGGCCUCAUUAUGAGAACCAGGUCUUGAGUGUGCAAAAACUUAGCCUGGGUAGUUGUUUGGCACAAGUGAAAGUUUUUGCUUCACUGUUGCAGGCAGUUACUUUAGCGGCAAGAGAUCCAAAACUUGUGUCCACCGGGAGCCUGGGUAGUUGUUUGGCACAAGUGAAAGUUUUUGCUUCACUGUUGCAGGCAGUUACUUUAGCGGCAAGAGAUCCAAAACUUGUGUCCACCCGGAUCUUGGCAUCACUCCCUUUGCCCUGUCCCUUACCAUGUUCAGAAGUGAGUGUGCUGAGCUGUGUUGUUUUGCUUUUUUCAGCAAUGGCAGUUCAAGACUGGCCAGUGCUCUCAGAAUGGAUGACACAACAAAUGAAAUCUGCAUCACACACCAAAUCUCAUCUAGAGCAAAAUGUUUCAUCCCUACUGAAUUUUGUUUUGUCCAGAAAAGUUUGUCUUGCAUCUCAAGCCUUGACAAAUGAAACUCUGCAACAUGCUUAUGAUCCACGCUUUGCCCUGCUGAAACAUUCCAAAGCAGGAGAUCAACAAAAUACUUCUAAUUUUGAGAGCCUCUCUAAUAAGUCAAGUUUAUGGCUAUGGUAUACUGUGUAUUACUGUUUCAAACAGAAUGCUGUUGUUGAAAAGUCUAAUGGCAGUUACAAAUUGGAUUCAAUGACACUAUUGGAAGUUUCUCAUGCAGUGAAUAAGGGCCUUGUGGGUAGUAGCUCUUCCCCUCAUGCCUCAGUUCCUCAUCUUAUCCCUUUCUUCUCCCAAAUUAAUAAGUUCAUCUUGUCCUUGACGGAUGAUAAACACAUACCCAUCACAAAUCAAGAAUUCUGCCUGUUUUUGUCUGCUUUGCGGUGGUGUGACCGCCUCUACCAGUUUUGCAGCCAAAAUGUGAGUAAAUCAAAGUUUCAUCUGUUUCUGCCACAGUUAACUUUGCAUUGGCAUUGGGUUUAUGAAGAGUUUCUACAGAAAAUUCCUAGUUCAUGGGAAUAUUUGGUUUCCGAGCAAUUCAGGAAAGUAGUGAAGAUCUUACACUUAGAGUUUGAACUAGAAUAUGGCCCAGUUCACAAAAUUGCCUCAAGGCUGCGAUCAUGCACAUCACCAGCACCAUUUCCAUCUGCCAUGAUCUCAGGUGCUCAGUUUCGCCUGUUAGACUUGACAUCCAGUCUUGCUCCAGCUACAGACAAUGAAAAUGUCAACUUGUUCUUAGCAUCUUCCACUGGAAAGGAAGUAUGUGAGCUACUAAUGAAUAUUGCAAGCGAAGUUGCCUCUUGCAAUGCAGAAAAAGUAAAUGAUAUACAUGACCAGAUUAGCAGUGUAGAGGAUAUUGUUAAAGAAAAGUGCAUUGGCCAAAAGGCUUCAUCAAAAGUGAAAGACAGAGACUUAAUGGCACUACAGGUUCAAACUUGGCCCUUAAGGGAUUAUUUAGCAUCCCAUGUUUUGUCAGUUGAGAGAGUGAGUGAUGAAGUAUCACCACUCAUACAUGAUGUUGUUAUAGAGGCACCUGGAGUAUAUACAGAACUUAUAGGCUUUCUUUCUGGUCCAACCUUUAGACCAUCAGCUGCAUUUGGAACUCACAGCUAUCUUGCCCUAACUCAGAGCACUGCCAGUCGACAAACUUGUACUUACCUCAGCUACUCUCCUGUUUCCUCUGAAGAGAAUGAAGAAGUAAAGAAUAGUGUACUACUUCAUCCAGCAGCAUGUCAGCUCUCAUACAUUUUGCUGGCUGGGAAAAAUACAUCCAGUUAUGAUAUUGAGAGUGCAAUGCAGAAAGUUCCUACAGGUAUGCAUGUUGAAAAACUGGCACAGUUAAGAGUGCUUAAGUCAACAUUGUGGAACAAUUGGUCCAUUCUUGCUGAUCCUUCACUAAGCUAUGAGGCAUCAUUUACCAAUUAUGUGGUAUUUUAUCUGACUUCAUCUUUGAAAGUUUUUGCCGAUGCAUUAGGCAUUUCAUCCGAAUUUGGUGGUGAAUCCGAUCAUCUGCAGAUAGUCUCCACUCUUGCAUCUAGGAUAAUUGAGGCUAAUGUUUCUUGGUUGCCAGACAGUAGCCAACAGCAGCUCCAAAAAUUGGUUAGGUUUAUUACAAGUCUCAAAGAAUGUUCAGAUAACUGGAAGGAUAAAGCAAACUUUGCUGCCCAAGCAGCAGUUACACUUGGUACACUUUACACUAGUAUUUUAAGUCACAUGGAACCAGUUGAUCCAGCUCAGUUUCAUUCUCUGAAGUUGCAGUAUCAUCAGGAAGAACUGCAAGAUUUGGAGUCUCAUUUGAUGCUAACAGCAUGGUUUGAACACUUAAGAGGUAGUUUGGAUUACUCAAGAGUGCUAGAAACCCAUCCUCAUCUGCCAUCAUUUGAGGCAAGAUGCAGCCAGAUAAAGUCUGAGAUGACACACAUGUCACAGCAGACUGCACAUCGUGCAGGUGCAGUAGAGUAUCAUCAACUAAAGCAAGAUUGUGUUCAUUUUUGCUCAAGUGUGUUCAUCCCUGAAAGAAUCCAAGAACUGUCUGAAAAUCUUCAAAUAGAGGAGGAUAGGUUACCUUCAGAAUCCUCAUUAGUGAAAACUGAAUGUCUUCUUGCUUCUUGUGAUAACUUUGUUAAAAAAGUUGUGCAGCAGUAUCCCCUCUAUCGGGAUAUUACAUAUCCAUUCCUACAAGCAGUGGCUGUAACAUGUGAAGCUCUUAGGAUUUUAGUAUGUCAUUCUCAUAUACAUUCAUUUAAUGUAAAAUGUGGCAUCAACUUGACAGAUAACUUGGCAAAGUACUCUUCCUUCCCUGCACAACGAGAACCAUCACGUCCCCUUCAUGUGGUGAGUGAUCAAAUGAAUGUUGCCAAGUGCAUUCCAGUCUUGUUGUGUGAAGAACAGUUUCAUGGACAGAUAAAAAUUGCUACAACUGUUGCUCUUCGUGCAGCACUCCUGGACUUGUUGAAUGUGACUCUAGCUCAGCACCACUUGGAUGAAUCUAGUAUUGAAUUGGCCUCUCAACUGUUGGGUCAAGCAGUCUCUCAGUGGAGGCAACAGGAAGAAGAGAAGGCCCGCCAUGCUGAGGAAGAGGAAAACUUGUACUGCCAUAAGGCACGCACUCUUGCGAUGUCUGAAACAGAUGAAGAAACAUUAGAAAGAGAAUUCCAGAGACCUUCCCAUGCUUUGAUCAUGAAUUUGAUGAUUUGAGGAAUAAAUUUAGAAGAUACAGUAAAGAUGAAAAAUGGUGAAAGGGAGGAACAUCAAGAUACUCUGGUUAUGUACAUGACUGAUGAACAACUUUUUGAAAUAAGUGAGUUACAUAACAAGAUUUUUGCAAACUUAGUUCACACUUCAUGGCUUGCUCCUGACACAAAAGUCUCCAUCCAUUCACAGGUAGUUACAGCAGCACUGCUGAGGUUCUCUGUGCUUCAAUCCCUUAUAGGAACUGUAGGAACCAUAGCAGGUUGCUGCCUUGAUCAGGCUAUGUUGGGAGCUCAUAUUUUGAGUAAUGAUUACUCUUGCUCUUACUUAUCUCAAGAAUCCCUUACACCACUUCUUGAACAUCCCUAUGACAUCUAUAAAGACCCCAAUCCCCAAGAGGUGUUGAAAGUUCGCCCACUACUGAAUUCAGUGUGUGAAUGUGUUAAUGAACUCCUCAUGCAGUGGCCAGGUCAUCCUAGUUUGGUAAUGGUGAACACUGUUAUAUCAAGAGUGUUGGACUUCCCUCUCACUUCUCCACUUAUGAAGCAUGUAAUAGGCUUGGAAACAAUUCUGGAAAAGGCUCAGGAAUGGGAAAGGAAUGCUCAUUCUGGUGUGUCCAUGAAGGAACAACUGGAGGCUGUGACUCACCAAGUCCUUGAGUGGCGACAGCUGGAGUUGAAUGCAUGGCGCUCUUGUUUAGACUCUGUCACUCACAAGGUUGCGGUUCAGGGUCGGAAAUGGUGGCCAUAUCUUUUUGAUACGUUCCAAGCUGCUCUUACAGAAACAGUUACAUUGCCUGAAGUAUUACAAACACUGAAACAGUUUUUGGAAACUGCGGUCUUGGGUGAUUUUCAAAUUCGCCUACAACUCCUUUUUUCUUUUCACUGUCAUCUUGCAGUACUAGAAAAGAGUAAAAUUACUCAAUCAUUAGUGGCUAUCACAUGGAAUUUAUACCACUACUUCAGUCAGUUCUUGCAUUUGGUAACCACAGCAAUAACCAAGGCCAGAUUGCCAAUUGAAAAGGAAGUGAAAGGCUAUGUUAAGAUAGCUCGCUGGAAUGAUAUCAAUUACUUUGCUGUGCGAGAGUCUGUAGAUAAGAGUCGUCGUACUCUUCAUCGCCACAUGAGGAAUUGGGAAAAGAAUUUGAGACGGCCUUUUGCACCACUUAUGUGUGACACAAACUCAGAGUUGAAUGAAGACCAUACAGGAGCUUGGGAUCAAAAGUCUGAGAUCUGCCCAUCAAAGAUCCCUUAUCCUGUUUUGCCUCCAUCUCCUGUAAUGGUAAAACACUCAGAAGAUGUAGGAGAAUACCAAGUCCUUUCUAGACUCACCUUCCUAACCAAGCGCUGCCACAAGUUAGCAUGUAGAAUGCUGUCUGAGUUUUCUUAUACAGUCUAUGUGGAUGAAGUUGAAGAUACCACAGUCAAGAUCAUAUCCAGUUAUCAAGAACUUCAGGCAGCAGCAACACGAGCUGAGAAUGCUCCUUCAGAUAAAAUACGUGUCAAGCAACUGAGAGGUGUGAUGCAGCGCCGAAGGGAAUCUCUCACACGGCUCUUCAAGGUGUUAGAUUGUAUGGGUGUGACCUACACACGUGGUAAUAGCCUUUGGGAUCAUAAGGAUAUUGACUCCUGCCUGAACCUUUCACCAGUAGAUUUGGAAGUUGCUCACACAGACGUUCCAUCUUUGUUGCCAGCACGAGAGGCCUGGCCAGGGUGUGUAAAGUAUCUUAACCGCAGUAUUGGUCGUCUCUCCUUGCUGUUGUCCUCCCUACAGCAACCACAUCAAGAUCUUGGCCCUGAACUCAUCAAGCGGCUGCGUGGCAUCUCAUGUCAUCUUUUUCUUCUGGUGCGGGACCAAAGGAUGUCCUUAUCCUAUGUUAGUGAAUUUACUCACAAAUUGCAUAAUCUUCUCAAAGACAUAAGAGAAGUAGAUUCUCAUCACUCAGUGAGUAAGAUGUUGACAAGAAUACAGCAUCUCCACUCUUUGACAACUUCUUUGUCACUUACUCUUGAGGAGACUGUUAAAGUACUUGGGACAUAUACUAAUGCUAAACCUUUACUGUUGCUUGAAGCUUCUCCAUGUAAAAUAGAAGUUCAUGAAGCUAAGACCAUUCUAGAAGGAACUAAGGGGAAAAUUGAUUGUUUGGCAUUAAAGCUUACCAGUUUAUUGAGACAUUUCCAGAGUGGCCAUAGAUUAGUUACUCCAGCCCACAGUAAAGUGUACAAUGACAUCAUAAAUAAUCUUAGUCAAGAUGCCAAGGAGUUACAUGAAGUUACCAAGAUGCUUUCAGUAAGACAUGAUAAGCUACAUCCAGUCACUGGCCAACUAAACAAGUGGUUGUCAGAAUGGUGGGCUGCCCAGUCUAAUUUCUCUCUUGCUAAUGUUGCUCAACCACAAGAUGAUGUUCAUGGUGUUGGUUUUGAUCUAUUGGAAAACUGUUUGACUCAAAUAUUGCUGUGUGUAGAGAAUUUGUACAAGAAACAUUGCCCUGUACAAAGCAAAGUUGAAAAUGAUGAAGAAUCUGGAAAGGAUAUGCUUAGUCUUGGAUUAGUCAAACAGCUCAAGUCUGAUACUGAAAACCUGCACAUGGAAGAAAUUGUGACCAGAAUACAGAAGCUUGUGAAGAUAUCAGAAUGUCAGCCUGACAUACAGCAGGUAUUGAAGGCUUCACUACCACUCCUUGAGCAGUAUCAUGCAAUUUGUGAAUCUGUUUUGCUAAUGAUGACAAGCAGUAACAGAAGUAUUGCUAAAUUAACAUCAAUUAUAAUUGCAGUUUUUCAAAACUUAGCAGUAAAAGGCUUUUGUCGUCCUCAAGAAUUGCAAGAUGAAGGUGGAGAGGGGGCUACAAAUUUUGAGGAUUCAGGAGGCACUGGCCUUGGUGAGGGUGAGGGUAAAAAAGAUGUUUCUGAUCGCAUUGAGUUAGAAGACCAACUUGAAUCAGCCUUGAAGGAGGGAGAAAAGGAGGAGGCAGGAGACAAAGAUUUGCAAGAAGAGGAUAAGGGAAUUGAAAUGAAUGAAGAUUUUGAGGGAAAGCUGCAGGAUGUUGAGAAGAAUGAGAGAGGAGAAAGUGACAGUGAUAAUGAUGAUGAUAAUCAAAAGGAUUUGGAUAAACAAAUGGGUGAAACUGAAAAAGGUGCUGAUAAACUUGAUGAAAAAAUAUGGGGUGAUAAUGAGGAAAGUGAGGAUGAAGAGGAGACUAAAGACCAGGAUGAAGAAGAUGGACCUGGAGAGGGAGAAGCUACAGAGUCAAAAAUGGUGGCCAAAGAUGAUAAUAAGAGUAAGAAGGAAAGAGAUAAAGAACAGAAGAAGAAAGAAGACUUAGAUGAAAUAGAGGACACAAGGAAAGAAAAUGAAAUGAAUGAAGAUGGCCAAGAAUAUGAUGACAAUUUCACUGAUCCCUAUGGAGAAGCAAACAUAGAAGAUGAAGAAGAGGAAAAAAUGGAGUUGCCAGAUGACAUGAACUUGGAUAAUGGUGACACCAAUGAAAAUGAUGAUGAUGAUGAUGAUGAAAUGGAUCUUCCAGGAGAAAUAGAGGAAAAGGGUAUUUUCCCAGAAGAUGAAAAGGAACCAAAAGAGGAUGGGGAGGAGGAAGAUGCUGAAGAGAAUACAGCUAAAGGACAAGAGGAACCUAAUGAAAAGGAAUCUGUUGAAGAUGAUGAUGGAGAGCUUGGAGAAAAAGAUGAUGGAGAACAGGAUGAGGAGGAAUCUUCAGAAGAAAGAAACAAGGAUGAGCGAAGACAGGGAACUGAGGAAGGAAAUGACUUAAAUAAUGAAGAAAAUAACUUAGAAGAUAAAGCUGAGGCAUCUGAAGACAAAAGCUCUAAAGAUCCAGCAGAGGCAGCUGAGAUGGACACCACAGAUGGCAGCAAGGACCAGACUAAGGAGCAAUCCAAAUCAGACACUGGUGGACAGCAUGAAGAUGAUGAGGAAAAGCAGGAGGAACAAGGACAAAUGGGAGAACAGACAGAGGAUCAGGAAGGCACUGGUCAAUCUGAGAGUCGAACUCGAGAAGAUGCCCACCAGGGAGAGUCCUCAGCCUUGGUUACUCAGGCCUCAGCCAAUGACCAGAGUGACAUGAAGAAGCCGCGUAGACCUGGGGAGACUGAUGAGAACAGGACAUUGGGUGAUAAUAACAAGAGGAUACAACAGGGCUUGAUGACCAAAGAGUCCAAGCAAAGGAAAUCAGAAGCUGACCAACAGCAACAGGAAAAGGACAAUGAUGCUGAGAAAGAAUCUCAACACUCAACUUAUGAACACAUCAGCAAGUCAGAGGACCACUUUGAUGCCCAUAUGGUAGAUGCUGGCACACAGGAGCAGGCUAAGGAGGCUCCAGCACCUGCAGACAGACAGGAGGAGGAGAUGGCAGAUGAAGAUAUGUUAGAUACUCCAAUGGAGGUUGAGGAAGAAGAGCUAGGAGAAGCUGGAGAAGAGAAGAAGGCCACCAGCCAGGAAGGCAAAAAUGAAGAACAAAGGGAGCAGCGUCAGGGCAAGCAGGACCCACAAGCCGAGGGAGAGGCACAAAUAGUUACAGAAGGAGAGACAGUGCUGGAAAAUAUCAUCCAGCGUCCACCAGAGACCUACUUCCAUACUUUGAUGCCAGACCAAGAUGAAAAAAAAGAUAAACCAGUUGCCAAAUUUGAUGAAGAUGUUGAGAAGACCAGACGGCAAAUAGAAGUUGUGAGCACUCAUGAUGAAUGUGAAGGGUCAUCUUGGGCAAGGCAGGAGGCUCAAGUGGCUUCAGUGGCAAUGCAGUUGUGUGAACAGCUUCGCCUAAUUCUGGAACCUACACAGGCAGCCAGGCUGCAGGGUGAUUAUAGAACAGGGAAAUGGCUAAACAUGAGGAAAGUGAUUCCAUACAUUGCAUCGCAGUUUCGCAAAGAUAAAAUAUGGCUCAGAAGAACACAACCAAGUAAGAGGACAUAUCAAAUUCUGGUGGCAGUAGAUGAUUCUGAGUCCAUGAUGGAAGCUCGGGCAGGAAGCCUGGCAGUGGAAAGUGUUGCCCUAGUUACUCGUGCUCUUACCUUGCUGGAGGUGGGUCAGCUAGGAGUUAUUAGUUUUGGGGCCACUACAAAAAUUUUGCAUCCUCUUGAUCAGCCAUUUAAUGAAACUUCAGGAAAUAGAAUUCUCACCAACUUAAAAUUUGACCAGAAAGUAACUAACUUUAGUAGAAUGUUAGAGGAUAGUGUGGCCAUCCUCAGUGGUUCCCGCAUCACUGGAAGCCAUGGUCACCCAGACACAGCCCAGCUACUGCUCAUCCUGAGUGAUGGCCAAACUCAGACCAGAAUGGAAACAGUCAAGGCAGCUGUAAGAGCUGCCCGAGCUGCCAGAAUAUUUAUUGUCUUUCUGGUCUUGGAUGCUAAGGAUAAUAGGUAUUCCUUCUAUGAUACAUUAAUAUAUGAAGGAGGAGUGAUGAAGUCUAUAGUGGAGUUCUUCCCCUUCCCAUUUUUCUUAGUAGUAAGGGACAUAGACACACUUCCUGAUGCUUUGGCCACAGCUCUUAGGCAGUGGUUUGAAUUGGUGACAGCUGAUGCAGCUCACUGAUGAAAUUCCAUUUAUGAUUAAUGUUAUUUGCACAUUUGUACAUUAUUGUAUUAGAGUAAUUAUUUAUGACCAAUUUUGAUUUGUAUUGUAAAAACAGUUCAUAUAAAGCAAGUUUGUAUGCAGUAUAUGUUUUUAAUAAACUGAUGUUGUAA